Asterias rubens (European starfish) is the source of this 1377-nucleotide messenger RNA. RefSeq names its product reelin-like. The coding region runs from base 1 to 1377 and encodes 458 amino acids. The transcript is spliced from 9 exons. Gene Ontology annotation, biological process: neuron migration; central nervous system development. The record is from RefSeq and is a predicted model, not a curated record. Gene Ontology annotation, molecular function: lipoprotein particle receptor binding. Lineage: Eukaryota; Metazoa; Echinodermata; Asteroidea; Forcipulatida; Asteriidae.
AUGAAGACCGAGUUCUUGAAGAAGAGGAGCCUCACAUUUAAAGAGAUCUUAGUAGCUGAAGUCGAAAUUGGCCAUGGCAGCUAUUCCAGUAGUACGAGUUUAACGUUUCAGUCAGCACUUGGUCAGCAUUCGGUAACCACUAGAGAUAUUGAUGUCAAUGAACAUACCAUGGUGCAAUUUGAGAUCAAUGCUGGGUGCACAGACCAGACUAUUGCCACAAACCCAAUUUCCCUGGAAUACUCAAGGGACUAUGGAACCACUUGGGACCUCCUUAAACCAGACUGCUUUAAUGUCCACUGGUCUAGUAGCCUGUGUUCUGGUCAAGCCUCUGAGCCAAGUGUGUAUUACAUUGGAGAGCAGAAGCCUUGGGAGAGAGUCACCAUACUAAUCAAUGGACUUCAUAUUUGCGGAACUGUUCGUUUCCGAUGGUACCAGGGUUUCUACCGAUCACGACGAGAGCUUAUGCAUCCUUGGGCUCUAGAUAACAUUUACAUUGGUCCCCUUUGCCCUCAACUGUGCAAUGGACAUGGUGCUUGCAUUGAUGGGAACCAGUGUGUAUGUGAUGAAGGAUAUAGUGGACGGAGCUGCCACCUCGGCAAGCAGAAUCCAAGAUACCUCAAGGAAACAUUUGAAGAUUCUGAGGUGGACUCGAUGAAGUUUCUUCAGUGGAGUGGUGGGGAAGUAACUGAUAAAUGUGGUACCCUUAUCACUGGCACCAGUCUACAUUUCGCUGGCAAUGGUAAACGUGUGUUGGUGACACGGGAUCUGGACCUGACAGCUCCCAGCAUCGUCCAUUUCUUCAUUCGUCUCGGGUGUGGUCAAGCCACGCCCAGCAUCAAGAACCACCCUGUACAGCUCCAGUAUUCAACCAAUGGUGGUAUUAUCUGGAAUCUGAUUGAGGAGAUUGAUUUCAACAAUAGGAGUAAAGUCUCCAAGUACGUCAUGCUUGAGCUACCAAGCAGUGCAAGGAGUAAUAUUACUAGAAUCAGAUGGUGGCAACCGUCACAUGAGGGCAGCUUCUUGGAUGAAUGGGCGAUUGAUCAGUCUAUGGCUUUCCGAUCCAAAGGAAGUGAUAACUACCAUCAUUUCCUGUGGAAGUUGAAAUUCAUGGCACAUAUAUAUGAAAAAGAAAACUCAAAGAAGCAGCAAAAUCAUGUUCACUUUGAAGAGUCGCAAUGGGACAGGGUGAAGAAGCAAGUAAAUGAAGAGCGCCCUCAAGAGUUUGCUCCUCCACAGCAGUACAACUGGAUGAUGCCAUCGAUGAGACAAACUCCAAAGAAGAAGAGCAAGUUUGCGUCCACAGAAACUUGCGACGACACGCUUAACACGUCAAAACAGCCGCAGGAGUGCGCUCCUCCUAGUAGUUCUGCAAAGUGA